AUGAACAUCGAGUGCAAACAUUGCGAAGCACCGACAUGGAAGAAGGAACCACCGGGCAUCUGCUGCAGUGGCGGAAAAGUUUUGUUACCCGCCAUACCCAAACCGCUCACCCCAUCGGUCGAGCUCCUUUCGGAACAAUCGGUCGAAGCGCAGCAUUUCCUCUCAAACACGGGAGCGUAUAACUCGGCUUUUCGGAUGACGUCCUUUGGAUGCGAUGAAAUUAAAGCUCGCACGGGAAAGAGCAAAUAUAAAUAUGUGAGUAGAGACAAUGACAUUCGUGUGUCAACAAUUGACAAAGUGUCGAAGUUGAAGCCUGCAUUUGUCAAGCCACACGGCACCGUCACUUCGGCUAAUGCAUCGUUUCUUCUAGGCACAUGCUGCAGUACUGAUGGUGCGUCAGCGUGUCUUAUUAUGAGUGAAGAGAAGGCGCUCGCUCUGGGUUAUAAACCGCUUGCUUAUUUGAGAGACUUUGUGUACGUUGCACAAGAUUUCAAAGAUCAAUUAUUACUCGGCCCAGCAUAGGCCAUUCCCAAGCUGCUCGACAAGAAGCUAACGCUGAACGACAUCGACGUGUUCGAAUAUCACGAAGCAUUUGCAGGCCAACUCUUAGCUAACAUGAAGGCCAUGGACUCCGACUGGUUUUGUCAGACUCACCUGUUUGAAAGAAGGUUGAAGCUGGGGUUGUUGCCUGUUGAAAAGAUGAAUCUCUGCGGCGGGUCUCUGUCUAUUGGACAUCCGUUAGGAGCAACCGGCGUUCGUCUGGUGACAACAGCAGCUCAUCGACUACGAAAAGAAAACGGCAAGUUAGCACUCGUCGCUGCUUGUGCUGCUGGAGGAUACGGACACGCCAUGUUGGUUGAACGUUAUUGA
Corticium candelabrum is the source of this 870-nucleotide messenger RNA. RefSeq names its product trifunctional enzyme subunit beta, mitochondrial-like. The record is from RefSeq and is a predicted model, not a curated record. Gene Ontology annotation, biological process: fatty acid beta-oxidation. Gene Ontology annotation, molecular function: acetyl-CoA C-acetyltransferase activity. Gene Ontology annotation, cellular component: mitochondrion. Lineage: Eukaryota; Metazoa; Porifera; Homoscleromorpha; Homosclerophorida; Plakinidae.